Molecule: messenger RNA, 1873 nt
Organism: Brassica napus (rape)
Lineage: Eukaryota; Viridiplantae; Streptophyta; Magnoliopsida; Brassicales; Brassicaceae
Product: probable glucan endo-1,3-beta-glucosidase A6
Exons: 3
Coding region: 92-1531 (479 amino acids)
Biological process (GO): carbohydrate metabolic process
Cellular component (GO): plasma membrane
Molecular function (GO): hydrolase activity, hydrolyzing O-glycosyl compounds
Source: RefSeq, a predicted model, not a curated record
ACCUCGAUGCAUCAUCUCCAAUUUCACACCAUUCCUACUCAUAACACAAUCAGAUCACAAUUAACACAUUGCGAACCAAACACAAAAAGACAUGGCUCUUCUUGCUUUCUUCCUCUUCACCCUCGUCGUCUUUUCAAGUUCAAGUUGCUCAGCGAUUUGGUUCCAACAUCCGCACAGGUAUAUACAGAAAAAAACGAUGCUAGAGUUAGCCAGCAGGAUUGGUAUUAAUUAUGGUAGACAAGGAAACAACCUACCAUCUCCUUACCAAUCCAUCAAUUUCAUCAAACUCAUCAAAGCCGGUCAUGUCAAGCUCUACGACGCCGAUCCAGAGAGUCUAACUCUCCUCUCUCAAACCAAUCUCUACGUCACCAUAGCGGUGCCAAACCACCAGAUCACUUCCCUCAGCGCCAACCAAACUACAGCUGACGAUUGGGUCAAAACCAAUAUCCUCCCUUACUACCCACAAACGCAAAUAAGAUUUGUCCUUGUUGGAAACGAAAUCCUCUCCGUCCAAGAUAGGAACAUAACCGCCAAUGUCGUACCGGCAAUGAGAAAAAUAGUGAACUCUCUCAGAGCCCAUGGGAUUCACAACAUCAAAGUCGGUACACCUUUAGCUAUGGAUUCUCUUCGAUCAACGUUUCCGCCGUCGAACUCAACAUUCCGGGAAGAUAUCGCCUUACCGUUAAUGUUACCGUUGCUGAAGUUUCUCAACGGAACAAACUCUUACUUCUUUAUCAAUCUUCAACCUUACUUCCGCUGGUCAAAAAACCCUAAUCACACCACGUUGGAUUUCGCUCUGUUUCAAGGAAACUCAACUUAUACCGAUCCUCAUACCGGUUUGGUUUACCAUAAUCUUGUAGACCAAAUGUUGGAUUCGGUUAUCUUUGCCAUGACCAAGCUCGGUUAUCCAUACAUCCGUAUCGCAAUCUCUGAAACCGGAUGGCCUCACUCCGGCGACAUCGACGAAACCGGAGCUAACGUUUUCAACGCCGCGACGUAUAACCGGAAUUUGAUCAAGAAAAUGACCGCAAUUCCACCAAUCGGUACACCAGCUAGACCCGGUUCACCUAUACCGACAUUUGUUUUCUCCUUAUUUAACGAAAACAAGAAACCCGGUUCGGGAACACAAAGACAUUGGGGAAUCUUGCAUCCGGACGGUACACCAAUCUACGACAUUGAUUUUACCGGUCAAAAACCCUUAACCGGUUUUAACCCUCUGCCUAAACCGACCAAUAACGUUCCUUACAAGGGUCAAGUGUGGUGCGUACUGGUCGAAGGAGCCAACGAGGCUGAGCUUGAGGAAGCUUUGAGGAUGGCUUGUGCCCGAAGCAACACGACGUGUGCGGCUUUGGCUCCUGGCAGAGAAUGUUACGAGCCGGUCUCUGUUUAUUCGCACGCAAGCUACGCGCUUAACUCGUACUGGGCUCAGUUCCGUAGCCAAAACGUCCAAUGUUACUUUAAUGGAUUGGCUCAUGAGACCACGACUAACCCUGGAAAUGAUCGCUGCAAGUUCCCGAGCGUUACUCUGUGAGCAAGAACGCCUGAAAGAGAUUUAAGAUGAUCAAAGCUGGAUUAUUCGUAUUUACUCACUCUAGAUUUUCUGGUUUCUGUUUCGUGUGGCUUAAUGUUGAGAAAAACAUCAAAUAACUAUUAAAUAUAUAAUUUUUUUUUGUUUACAAAACAUGAAGAUUACAUUCUCUAGCAGUUAUAUGACGAGAAAAUUUGCAAAGUGGAUCGUGGUCAAGUUGCCAAUUUGGGCUUUGGGUCGUGGCGAGUUGUAAUUUGCAAAAUGGGUCGCGAUUCUUUUUGUCUCUGUGUAAGAGUCACUUCACACCCUUUGCGGUUUACAAAUUCACUGAAAUUUCAUUCCCUC